This is a messenger RNA of Amphibalanus amphitrite, 1954 nucleotides long. RefSeq lists its product as uncharacterized. Bases 311 to 1645 code for a protein of 444 amino acids. The transcript has 5 exons. The record is from RefSeq and is a predicted model, not a curated record. Lineage: Eukaryota; Metazoa; Arthropoda; Thecostraca; Balanomorpha; Balanidae.
AGAAUUUGAUAUUGAAUUGUGCUUUUCACAAUGCUGGCCGUGUUGUGCGAGAUAUGUAACGGAAUUACGGCUUAUCUGGAUGGAGUUUGAUUGCUCUUUGUAAUGAACGGCUUCCCAAAGCAUCCCAAAUGAUGCACGGUUGCAGAAAUACUGUCGAUCUUUAUAAUUGGAGGCACUUUUUUGGGACACCCUGUAUAGGGCGUAUUCACUUGGCCAGAUUCCACGAAAGCACGAAAAUCCACGGGAACUUCACCUGAAUUCACCUGCGGGCUGCGACUAAUGAUGCUGAGCACUGAACACAUAUCUGAACAUGAUCGGCGCUGCUCACAUCCGGCCAAAAAUGCGAUCACUGCCAUUCAUCCGUGAGCAAUGGCUCGCGGAAAUCUUUGGCCGGUACGCGGCAGCGACGAACGCACGGGCCGCCGCGCCGGGCCGGCCCGUGUGUUCGGGGUCGGCCCGGCGCGCCAGUCGCCGUGGAGACGCCAUGGAGGGAGCGCAGCUGAUCACCUCGGAGGCGGACUCGCAGAGUUCGAGCCAUGACCGUCGUGGGUUCCGUAUCCCGCUGGCGGUGGGGAGGCUGCCGCAGAGACUCAGCGGCCGGACCACAGUGCUGCUGGUCGCGCUGCUGGCCGGCUCCAUGCUGCUGCUGCACUCGGCCGGAUCCGGACACAUGAGUCCGGCCGCGCUGGGGCAGCACUACAGUCGGAUCCGCAGUGCCGCCCACAGUCAGCUCCGCAGCCUGCUGGGCAGCUCCAGCAGCGAGCCGCUCAGCUCCGUCUACUGCUCGCAGGCGUGCCCGUGCGCCUGCCGGCCGUGGCGGAGGCCGGAGGACGGCGAACCUCCCGAGCCGAUCGUCUCCAACUGCGGGCCCACCGCCGACCGGCGCGGCGCGCGACAGAACGUGCUUGCCUACACCUUCUUUGGCACCAACGUCUCCGCUUACCUGAGCGGCAUCGAGCGGAACGCGAUGCGUUCACUUGAGUUUUACCCAGGAUGGACAAUGCGCGUCUUCCACGACGGCAAAGAUAGCUCCGCAGAAUGGAACAAGACAGCCUGCGAAGUCACUUGCCAGUUUCCGAACGUGGAUUUCUGUGACGUGCGUCGGCUGCCGGGUCUGGGAGACAUCAGUAGCCAGACUGCCACCGUGUGGCGGUUUGCCGUCAUCGCGGACGAAUCGGUCGAACGGUUCGUGAUGCGGGACCUCGACUCCAUCCUGACUAAGAGAGAACGCGACGCUGUGAAUGAGUGGCUCGAGUCCAACAAAACGUUCCACGUAAUGCGGGAUCAUCCGUGGCACGGAGCAGAGAUUCUGGCCGGCAUGUGGGGCGGGUGGAACCGCUACAACGGCAAGUACCGCAUCCUCAGGCAGCAGAUGCUCAAGGCAGUUAACCCUUCCGGAAAGCUCUGGUGGGACCAGCGUCUGCUGAGGACAGUUCUGUGGCCGGAGCUGGUCCGAACCGGGGACGUCAUGUCCCACGACAGCUAUCAGUGUCAAAACUUUCCGCUCACUCAGCCGUACCCGACCAAGCGCGCCAACCUGACAGAGUUUGUCGGCUCGCAGUACACCCGGGUGACGCUGACCGUCCAGAAGGAGUGCCCGAUGGCCUGCAGGCCCCGGAGACAUAUGGACUGGAAGUACUGCUGACACUGCAGUCCCCGUCAGUCACUGCAGCCACUCGACUUCUGCAGUCACUGCUGUCGAGUGCGCACCUUCUCACUUGCCAUUGUAUGGAGACUUUCAAGCCAACUAUUGGGUAUUUUUACUGAUAGCUAACGGUGGCCUAUAAAAUGCCAAUCGUCAGCUGUUUUUUGUUAAUAUUUCUUUGUUAUUAUUGUUGUUGCUGCUGCUGCCUGUUACUGCUGUUGUUGCUGCUGUUACCGUUGUUGUCAUCAUAAGCCGUUUAUUUAUGCAUUUAUUUAUUUUGUAUUGUGUUAAGUGUCGCUCGGCCGUACA